GUAGUCAAAAAACAGGCCAGGGUCAAAAACCAGGGGGUCAGUCCAACAAAGCAGAGGUACAGAUAUCCACAACAAGCAAAGAAGAGUCCAGGGAAGCAGGCAGUGGUCAAAACCAGGAAAUCCAAAAAACAAGGGCAAGGACUCAGGAACAAGGGCUCGGGAACAAGGGGGCUAGAACUAGGGGAAGGAAUAAAGGGCUCAGGAACAAAAACAGGACAAGACGAACUAGCAGCGUGCAACUGAAAAGGACAGGUAUAAAUACACAGGGGAAUGAGACAAACUAGGCGGGGCAUGGGAGUGAGGGCGGUCUAACAAAUAAACAUCAGAUGAGACACAUGAAAGGGUAAUAGGACAAUAACGAGGGAGAAACGAAAACGCGGACUGGAUUCACAAAGACACACAUCCGGACUAGGGAUUAGACAAUUUGCAGAGAAUCAGGAGAUGCAGAGAUACGGAGAGACAGUGUUGGUGCAGCACAAAUACUUCAUUUAUGGGGAGGAUCAGGGGGUCUCUCUACAAGCCCCUACUGAGCCCAAAGGGAAAGAAUUCAUCUGGGAGUGGACAUCUCAUGAUGGACGAUACACAAACGCUCGUAUAAUAACUAUGCAGUCCAAUGAAAAGUGUUCAUGGAACCUUAAUGGGGCGCAUAUUUCAAAACAAGGAAAGUACGACCUUUCUCUGAAACCAGAGGUAGAAAAUGCAGGAGUUUUUACUUUCAUUCAAACUAAACCAGAGAAAGUGCACUUGGCACAGAUUGAAGUGUUUGCUAUAGAAGUGAAACCAUCACACUGGCACACAGAACGUGAAGGAUCUGAUGUGACCAUGAGCUGUGAGCUAUCCCACCUUCCAGAUUCAGCUACACUGGCCUGGGAACGGGACAGAGAACCCACUGCUAACACAACGCUGAUCUACAACAACACUGCCCACAUCAUCAUCCACAGUGUUGACCAACACAGUGAGGGAACCUAUAACUGUACACUCCGACGGAACGGAGCGCUUAUUUUCAGCGUUCCCAAUGAACUUAAAGUCCUCAAGUCAACAUAUGACAUACGGCACACUCUGUACAGAGGGAGUCUGAACAGCAGUGAGGCGGUGCUAAUCAGCCAUUCUCUGAGCUCAUACACAAAAGCCUCCUGGUCUUGGGUGCCAGUGUCUGAGACACAAGCAAUCCAUGUGGCCUCAGCUGUUAAAAACGAGAAUGCUUCAAUUUCCACGAAGAUGGAUAAAGAGAGAUUCUCAUCUGAUGUCUAUGAUGGGUCUAAGUUUCCUCUGAAAAUCUCACCAGUGAAGUUUGGAGACAGUGGAAGCUACACCUGCUUUUAUGACAAUACCAGAAUGGCCACAAUAAAUCUGGUAACUAUUCAGGUCUCAGCAGAGCCCCCUGGUGGUCUGUCCAGGAAUCAGUCGGUUGUGCUGAACUGUGAGAUUUCGCAGGUGAUUGGCACUGUGACCCUGGCUUGGCUCCGGAUGAAGGGGGGCAGGGGGGAGCUCGUAAAACAGGAGGUCCUGACAAAGAGACCCCCAAAAACGAUGCUCAGCCUCACCCUGCCCAGCCUCACUGAAGACCAGCUACACUGGGCCUGUGUGGUGUUCACAGGGAGCGUGCUCAGAGCACAGGUCCCCCUGCACCUCACGCUGCCAAAAACGCCCAUCACUGACCCCGAAAAGUCAGAGGAAGAUGAUGGAAGGCGGCUGGUGAUCAUUUUGGCCUGUAGUGCCGCGGUGUGUGUUGGACUGUUGUUGUUGUUGUGUGGAGGACUGUUGUCUCGCCGUCUGAAAAGAGCAACAGCAGUUGGAGGGAACGGUGAUUCCAGUGCAGCUGACAACGUCUACAGUAACGUCGCAGAGAUACAGAACGAUCAAGCAAACCCAGGCACAGCCACAGAGGAGAAUGAGAGUGAAGAACUCCAGUACUUGGUAUUUUCCCAGACUGCUCCCAGUCACAAUCCGCACAGACAACGGCAGGAUCGGUCUGGACAAGAUGAAAAUGAUAAAGUGGUCUAUGCAAGCAUCUGCAAAACAUGAUAUGCUGCAAUCAAAUGGAUAAACAAAACAAGAUCUAGAUGUAGAUCAAGAUCUACAUUUCAAACUUGUCUGUACAGUGCAAUUCAAAUGGAGAUGGACGAAGACAAUAUACCGAUGUUUCCAUGACCUGUUAAUAUUUGAAUUUGCCACUGUUUCAUUCCUUCUGGUAAAAAAUAGAAGCUUUUGCCAGUGAAGCAUACAUUUGUUUUCUGGAAAAUAUGAAUGUCAUUGUGAUUUUAUUCUGGUUGUUUUCUUUAAUAAGAUAGAUAAUAGAUAUAUAUUUUUUUAAAUGGUGUUUUGGUUUUAUCUGGGUACUGUGGUAUACUCUUCUGUCAGCAUGUAAUGGAGUAUAUAGUAACUAAGUAAAUAAGUCUAAUAAGUACACUUAAUAUAGUGAAUAGUAAAAAAGCUGCACAUUGUUCAUUAUGUAACUUUGAAUUGAAGUGUUUUAAAUAAUAAACUUCCUCCUUUUUUCAUAA
Molecule: messenger RNA, 2504 nt
Organism: Conger conger (European conger)
Lineage: Eukaryota; Metazoa; Chordata; Actinopteri; Anguilliformes; Congridae
Exons: 10
Coding region: 442-2025 (527 amino acids)
Biological process (GO): interleukin-15-mediated signaling pathway; T cell activation; positive regulation of ERK1 and ERK2 cascade
Cellular component (GO): external side of plasma membrane; membrane raft
Molecular function (GO): protein tyrosine kinase binding; MHC class II protein binding
Source: RefSeq, a predicted model, not a curated record